GCGAAUGCCAAGAAAGCGCAAGAGAGCCGCUCUGCUGCGGCCUCCUGCAUGUAGCGUGACAUGCCUUGCUCAGUCGUCAGGUAGUUCUGCGUUGUAGUGUCUACCCAAAGCCUUUUGUCUGUGUGUAUGUAGCACACUGGCCAGCCAACAAGCGUCGGCCAACCUAUUCUCUUUGUCUUACGCAGCUCCCGCCACUAAAAAUGUCCGAUCCAUCACCCUCAUCUCAGCCACCGCCAGGCUCACAAUUGCCAACGUCAACCCAGCCAACACAAUCGCAAGAAGCGCCGUCGUCGUCGUCAGGUACAGCUGUUGACCAGACAGAGCCCAACUCGACGAAUAUCGCGCCGUCAGCCCAGCCUCCUGCUGAUCGCGAAACUGACGCUGCGGAUGACCCUAUCGAUGCCGGCGUGGACAACGACAUCGACAUGAAUGCGGCUGAGAGUGGCACGGGUGCAAAUGGCACCGCUGCUGGUGGAGACCCUGAUGCUCCAGGAAACCCCGUUGCAUCACUUUCUGGGGCUGGGGGCCCUACGAAGAAGGAAAGCAGUCUACGAGAAUUUUUGGGGAAGAUGGAUGAGUACGCGCCUAUUAUACCAGAUGCUGUGACAGCGCAUUAUCUAACAGUCGCUGGUCUACCACCACCGGGGAAUGGACCAAAUCAGACCCCACCGCAUCUUGCUCGACUUCUGGCGCUGGCUACGCAGAAGUUUGUGGCCGAUAUCGCGGCUGAUGCUUACCAAUACUCCCGAAUUCGAGCAUCAAACAGUUCCAGCGCAAACAAUCCCAUGGGCGGUCUGAACGCCGCAGCCGGUCUCAAUAUGCCCAACACCAGUGCGACCGGCGGUGCAGCUGGCGCUGGCGGUGGCGGUGAGGGUGGAAAGAAAGGCGGGGCGACGAAUACAUCUUUUGGAAUCCAGCGACCUGGGUUUGGCGGCGGUGGUCAGGGAGGGUCGGGGCAGGGACGCACUGUGCUCACCAUGGAAGACCUGGGUAUGGCAGUCAGCGAGUAUGGCGUCAGCGUGAAGCGGGGGGAAUUCUAUCGAUAGGAUGUUUUCGAUCACAUUAUCAAUCUCGCCGGCGUUGCUUUGGGCUUGGUUACCAGUGCGAGAAAGUUCAAGGACCUUUUGUGAUUUGGUUUGAAAUUACGAACAAAAAAGUGGCGUGCAAUGGAUGGACUUGGUGCAUAACGGCGUAUAUUCAGAGGGUCUUAUAUUUUGGCCAUGGCAGAUAUGGAUAAUUUGGCGUUCGUUUAGGAUAGACUCGACUUAGGAUAUUGAAAUUUGGUUGUUUUCAUCACAUACAGAAUGAUGUUAUAAACGA
This is a messenger RNA of Talaromyces proteolyticus, 1320 nucleotides long. RefSeq names its product transcription initiation factor TFIID 23-30kDa subunit-domain-containing protein. Gene Ontology annotation, cellular component: transcription factor TFIID complex; SAGA complex; nucleus. Gene Ontology annotation, molecular function: promoter-specific chromatin binding; RNA polymerase II general transcription initiation factor activity. Bases 201 to 1046 code for a protein of 281 amino acids. The record is from RefSeq and is a predicted model, not a curated record. Gene Ontology annotation, biological process: transcription initiation at RNA polymerase II promoter. The transcript has 2 exons. NCBI's taxonomy places the organism in Eukaryota, Fungi, Ascomycota, Eurotiomycetes, Eurotiales, Trichocomaceae.